GCGCUACUUUGGCCCUGAAGUUGUUGGCGCCGGGAUAGAGCUGGGGUCGCAGCAUCGCCAUGGCAGCGCUGAGACGGCACGCUUUAACAAGAAACCUACCCAAUGACACUUGCCUUUGCCUCCUUUUGAGGAUUUCAUGCCUCCUUUUGAGGAUUGCAUUGACGAUCAUGCACAAUCCUGCAGCAAGAGCGAGAGAGAGAAGAACCAUCGGCUCAGUUGUGAUCAUGUGACGUUUGUUGUCACAUACGGCUUGUAUUUGUUCGUGGAGAAAGUUCUGAGGAGGCUUUUCCCUAGUGUUCCCUGUGGCCAAGAAAAGAGGGUACCCGUGGCUCCAGCUUCUGGAAACCCAGCUGAGAGGGUGGCCACUACGGACCUCAGGGGCAGGAGUGCCACCACCUUGACAGGUGGAGACUCCAAGGUCCCUCCUCGAAGGCGGCUCUACACGGCGAGUUUGCCUCCUGAGGGGUACGUCCCAGCCCCCCCAGAGCCGCAGGCCAGCCCGGCCUCCGAGGACAGCUCGGGCAGCGAUGACGCGGGAAAAGGAUGCCCCCUCUCAGAUCAGGAUUUUCACGAUCAACCAAAGAGAAGAAGAGCUAGAAAGCACAAAUCAAAGAAAAAUUUUAAAGAUCCCAAUAAUAUUCAUGGAGAACAAGAAGAAUUAGAGAAACAGCAGAGUCUUUUGCAAGAAAAAUUGCAGCCACAGUGCACAGAUGGCCCCACCAUCAGCAGAAAUAAAAAAAGGAAACUGAAAAAGAAACAGCAAAUUAAAAGGAAAAAAGCAGCCGGCGUGAUCACCAAAGCUUCUGGCGUCAACUUCCUGUACCAGCCUGAGCAGAGCGACAGCGAACGCGACGUCGAGCAGCAAAGUGAUGGCGAGGACGGAGCAGACGCCCGCGGGGGGGAUGGCGCAGACGCCCGCGGGGGGGAUGGCGCAGACGCCCGCGGGCACUGCAGUACAGACCCCGGCGAGGAAAACCAUAAAGACAGCAAUGAGGAAGGUGUUAAAAGUAUCAAUGAAAAGGCGGCUGGUAUCCUGAAUUUUCUAAAGUCAACACAAGAAAUUUAUUUUUAUGACGGUAUCUGCCAGGAUCCAGGCUCGGCCGUCCUCCUGGAAACCACUCAGGAGCUAUUUAAGCAUCUUGACGGUCACGGCCUGUCCCCCUCAGAUGUGCUCCUGCUGGAUCACAUGAAAAGCCUGUUACUUCUGCAAGAUACCCAAGGGCUGAAACGAGCCCUCGAAAUGUUCCCGGAACGCUGCACACUGCCGCCAGGCACUGGACACGUGUUCAGACGCAUGAACGAAAAGGGGCCUGCCGAUUUCUUUGCGGGAAUGCCAAAGUAGCCGUGAUGGCGGUCCCACCAGAAAGCUCGAAAGCUCGGGCUGCACCCCGGAGCCCAGACAUCCCAUCAGGAGAAAGGACAGGCGAGUGCAGGGAGGCGCUUCCGAGGUCAGGUGAGUGAUGGGACCGCGAGCCUUCGUUCUCACGUUGAGGGGCUCGGUCACCGAGCCCCGGUCCUGGCGGAGCUGGCUGCUGGAGCCCCUCCCUGCCCCUCUCUGCUCCUCUCUGCUCUCAGCUGCCGUAGCCUCAGAGACCUGGGCAGGCGAAAGCCCGCCCUUGGGCACGGUGUCCCGGCACGGAGACGAAGAUGGGAUGAGGACGUGAAACACGUCAUGUACGCACUGGGGCCGCAGCCGGCAGAGAAAGAAAUCCGCAGGAGGGGACAUUCUUGCAGCCGAGGACAAAUGCGCAGGGAUGGAGCGUGUCGGGCACCAUGUGGUGGGAGCAGGUGGUGGCUGUGGACAGGCAGGAGAGAGGCCUGCCUGGCCGUGGUGUCGGCCCCGGUGCAAAGUCAAGCCAAGGCACGAGCAAAGACCCCAGCUGUCGGGUUGAGACCAGAGUGAAGUGUCCGGAGUGGGAGGCCAGGGGCUUUGAUUGUGCUCUGGCUGAAAGAGGCCAUCCGGAGGUGUGGUAGGUUCAGGUCGGCUGCGCAGGUGGAACCCACAGCAUCGCUGGCCGACCAGGCGUGGGGCCUGCACCCCCGGAAGAGCCUGGUGGCCAGUCAUGAGCUGUGACACUCGGGGUGAGACAGGGACCCUUGGGAGCCAGGGUCACAUGCUGGCUGGACACCCAGCUGGGGGACUUAGGAUGAGGCCCUUCACGGAACAGAGAGGGUGGAGGCUGGAGACCCCGCCCAGGGCCACUGCAGGGGGAGGCCAGGGGGAGCCUGAAGGGAGGGGUUUCAAGCUGGCAGCAUCGCAGCGGAGGAGAGGCUGACAGACCCCAGGGCCCUUCUGCUGAGGAGCCAGGCUCGCGGGGCGCGGGGCGGCCAUAGCUUGCUCGGAGAGGUCAAUCCAGGGUCCGCAUACAUUGUUGGUUGUCCUAUACUGAGCAUUUAACUAAUUUCAAUUUCCAGAAGUUGUUUCUCAAAUUGUGAAAAGCCAGUUUUAUUAAAUUAAAUAUGAAGUUUUUGUGAGACAAACAUAAGUCACUUAAAACUUUUUUAAUUUGGGGGGCACCUGGGUGGCUCAGUGGGUUGAGUAUCUGACUCUUGAUUUCGGCUC
Messenger RNA from Felis catus (domestic cat), 2563 nucleotides. RefSeq names its product glutamate rich 1 (gene ERICH1). The coding region runs from base 137 to 1342 and encodes 401 amino acids. Lineage: Eukaryota; Metazoa; Chordata; Mammalia; Carnivora; Felidae. The record is from RefSeq and is a predicted model, not a curated record. The transcript has 7 exons.